GUCGACCACGUAUCAACUCAUUCAUGGCGGCUGCUGGUCUUGUGGGAGGUGUGGGGCUCUUCCUGUACGUCUGUGUUUGUUAAGUGAGGUUCCUAGGAGGGGUUCUCAGCGAAGAGCUCCUUCAAUGGAGUCUUCUUUAGAGUUGUCCAACUCUUUGGGCAGCGUGUCGUCGCUGCUCGUCCGCCAUCGAACAUUCAAAGUGUUGGUAAUCGGAGAUUCCGCGGUGGGGAAGACGUGCCUCACUCACCGACUCUGUGCCGCCGACUUCCCCCGCGGCGCCGAGGCCACCAUCGGCGUGGACUUCCGAGAGAGAGUCCUCGACUUGGACGGAGAGAAAAUUAAGCUCCAGUUGUGGGACACGGCGGGACAAGAGCGCUUCCGCAAGUCCAUGGUGCAACACUUCUACCGCAACGUGCAUGCGCUUCUCUUCGUGUACGACGUGACCUGCACCGGCAGCUUCAGCAGCCUUUCUGCGUGGGUGGAAGAGUGCAGACAGAACUCCCUCGGCCAGGAAGUACCCAGGUUCCUGGUGGGGAACAAAAGCGACCUCCGUGAUGUUGUGGAGGCUGACGGCCAAGUCAAUCAGGAAGAAGCGGUGUGCUUUGCCAAGGCGAACCACAUGAUGUUUUUUGAGACCUCCGCCAAAAUGACGACAACGAGGCGACAAGAUGCUGGGGAGUUGCCUCGUCAGCACGAUGCGGUGGAGGACAUUGUCAACGCCAUCGGCGCCAGAUUGAAGAGAGCCAGCGCGGCGCCCAUGCCGACGUACAGCGGCUCUUUUAAAGUCUUCAACAAAACAACGGAAGAGAAACGAGUGUGGACUUGCUGCUGAAAAGGAGGUGAAAGAAUGAGACCGUGGAACCCGCUUCAUGAAUAUUUCAUUUGAGACCUAUCACUCCAACACAACGUGUUUAUACUUGUUUAUACAGAAAUGUAUACUUUUCUGUCAUAUUUGCUACGUUUUAUCUACAAAUAUUAUUUGUGAACUUAUGUAAGUAUGUACACAUUCUUGUUUACUCGCUGGUUUGUCUAUAAUUUGUCACUGUAUUUGAAAAUAAUAAACGAGAGGAGACGACAAAACUUCAGUUAUAUUGGAACCCAUUAAUGUCGACAAACCAUCGAGUUGGACUAGUUCUGGUCAGCCAGCUUAUUACUAAAAAGUGCCUGCUUAAGUCGACACUUACAUACCGCUAAUCAAAGAUCCUCUAUUUACAAUAACAUGCUGUUUUAAGGACUUAUGACAAAAAUGCAAAGAUACCCUAAAUGUGACAUAAGCCCUCUUGUCUUACAGACCGAAUGCAAAAACACUUGUCAAAGAUCCUCUUUACGUGACAGGAGCACACUGUUGUAGGGAUGGGCGAUAUGAUUUGAAACCUACAGUAUAUUGGUGAUUCUCAAACUGUGAUAGGUGGCCUCCAUCUAGUGCAGGCCUGGGCAAUUAUUUUGACUCUGGGGCCAAAUUUAGAGAACAAAAUGUGUCUGGGGGCCGGUAUAUCUGAUUUUUAGGAACAAUAAUACAAAAACUCACAAUAAUGUUUGUUUGAAUGCUAAACUUGUUAUGGCUGAUUUGAAAAACGGAAUGGAAUUUUUAAUUUUUUUACUGAAUGAGACACCCAGAAUGUACAUGGAAAUAAAGAAUGUGGGAUUUACAAUAUUAGCUAUGAAUAAUAAAACACUGAAUAUUGACAACAUAUGAACGACACACCCCCUUUCGAUCGACAUAUUUUACAAUCAAGCGGAACAACAAAAAUGCAACAAACACAGCGAAAUAUGAACGCCAAGGGUAAAAAACCCCAACUACAAUCUGAUAUACAGUAUCUGAUAUAUAUCAGCUUCAGAACUUUGUUGUAAAAAUCUCCUUCCGCGUCUGUCCCUGACACCCGCAUUUCAGGAUGGCCGCUCUGGAAAGACUCUGUGGAAACGCUCCCCACCCACACUGCUUGGUGCCUCGUCUGAGCUGCUGUGACUUAGAUUACCAUGGAUCACAUUGGAAACAAGCCGUUUGGCUUUUUGUGCCAUCCAUUUGCCUUUUUAAAGCAUUACAUGGAUUCAAUUCUUUAAGAUGUCAAUAAACUUGUCAAUCAAUCAAUCAAACCAUAGUAACUAGUAUAUCAUGGAAAAGUGCAGGUUCCAACCAUUGAAAUACUUUGUAUAGUUCAAGACUUCCCGAAAUUUGAAAACAUCACUGCACAUCAUAAUGGCAGCGACAGUUUCCAUCUUAAAGUUCUAAAAAAAUUAUUCUGGAAUGUCCGACAUGCUAGAUUGAAAAGCUUGUGGCCCCCGGGCCUUAAUUUGCCCAGACCUGAUCUAGUGGUAUGCCAAAUAAUCACUCAAUUAAAGUGCCAUGUUUUAUUUUCCAAUAUUCUAUCACAGUGUUACUGUUCAAACUGCGUAAUG
Molecule: messenger RNA, 2397 nt
Organism: Nerophis lumbriciformis (worm pipefish)
Lineage: Eukaryota; Metazoa; Chordata; Actinopteri; Syngnathiformes; Syngnathidae
Product: ras-related protein Rab-33B-like
Molecular function (GO): GTP binding; GTPase activity
Source: RefSeq, a predicted model, not a curated record